AUGGAUCAUCUCAGGCACACGCGCCACUCCUACGGCGACAAUGUCCGCCAGCGGAUAAGUGUGUGGGAACCAUCAUCAGACAUCAAACCAGAGUCAGGUGGCGCCUGGGUCAUCUUCAUCCACGGGGGCGCAUGGGGUGACCCCAGAAACACCGAGGAGGACUUCAUCCCCUCCAUCAAGCAUGUGCUCGCCUCAUACGGCAGCCUAGCCCACGCUCCCAUACGCGGCUUCGCAAGCAUCGACUACAGGCUCUCGCCACACCCCAAACACCCCCAGGGCCCUGAAACCCCCGCGUCGGAGCUGCGUGCCGCCAAACACCCCGACCACAUCAACGACGUUUGGUCCGCGCUCCAGUUCCUCGUGCAGGAGUACGACCUCGCCAGCGGCAAGUACAUCCUCGUCGGCCACUCCGCCGGUGCUACCCUCGCGUACCAGCUCUGCAUGGGUAGCUACGUUCUAGAUGGUCAGGAACCACCACCCUCGGUGCCACUGCCGACGACCAUCGUCGGCAUUUCUGGCAUUUACGAUCUCGACGGCAUUGACCAGCGUCAUGGCGGGAACUAUGCUGGGUUCAUCACAUCUGCCUUUAGCAGUGACAGGUCCAGAUGGGGGAUCGCCUCGCCUGCCUGCUGCCCAGAUGGCCACAUCAGUGGGCGCCAUCUGCCUUCCCACAAUAUUUUGGCCUGGUCACCCCAAGACACACUUGUAGAUGAGCCUGAAAUUGAUGAAAUGGUCGCGAAGUUGAAGGCUAACGAUGCCAAUCUCUUGACUCUGAAAGACCUUGCUGGGGAGCACGACCAUGUAUGGCAGGAGGGUUCACAGGUAUGUCGCCUCAUCAGAAUGGCUCUGGAACAUUUGGAGAAAUCUCCAUAA
Clonostachys rhizophaga is the source of this 873-nucleotide messenger RNA. The record is from the annotation of a GenBank genome assembly. Lineage: Eukaryota; Fungi; Ascomycota; Sordariomycetes; Hypocreales; Bionectriaceae.